Messenger RNA from Hyaloperonospora brassicae, 789 nucleotides. NCBI's taxonomy places the organism in Eukaryota, Oomycota, Peronosporomycetes, Peronosporales, Peronosporaceae. The record is from the annotation of a GenBank genome assembly.
AUGGGGUGCGCUUCCAGUACCGAGACGUUCCAGCCACUUCCCGACAGCUACAAUUCCCUCGAAGAAGUGCAGAAAGCUCUGCGACGCGUGGGUCUGCAGUCGUCCGACUUGAUCAUCGCAGUGGACUUUACCGAAUCAAACCUGUGGAAAGGAGAACAGACGUUUGAAGGAAGGUCGCUGCACUAUGUUGAUACAUCAGGACGUGUGGUGAACCCUUACCAAAAAGUGAUCUCGGCCAUCACUCGAGUGUUCGAGUUGUUCAACGACGACGAUACGAUCCCGGCUUUUGGCUACGGCGGCUACCCGGACCUCCCAGUUACCGAACGGUACUUUUCAUUCGCCAAGGACCACGGUUGUGAACUCGACGAUGUGUUGCAGCGAUACUUUGCCAUUGCUUCGACAAUGGAACUAAACUCUUCGGCAAGCUUCGUACCGGUUAUCUACGAAGCAAUCAAGAUGGCCAGGAAUAGCCGCCGCUACCACAUUUUGAUCAUCAUCUCAAACGGCCAUAUCGAUGAUCCUGAGAUGGCGAGGAAAGCGAUUGUGGAGGCUUCCGAAUACCCGCUUUCGAUUAUCAUGGUCGGCGUAGGCGACGGUCCUUGGAACAUGAUGAUUGAGUUCGAUGACCAGCUGCCCGAGCGCCGUUUUGACAACUUUCAGUUUGUGAACUAUAACACGAUUCCAAAAGGCAACUUGGAUAACCCGGACGGAGGUUUUGCCAUGCAGGCACUCAUGGAAAUUCCAGGACAAUACAGCCGAAUUCGAAGACUCUCGCUGAUCAAGAAUUGA